Messenger RNA from Oreochromis aureus, 2300 nucleotides. RefSeq lists its product as uncharacterized. The record is from RefSeq and is a predicted model, not a curated record. The transcript has 11 exons. NCBI's taxonomy places the organism in Eukaryota, Metazoa, Chordata, Actinopteri, Cichliformes, Cichlidae. The coding region runs from base 115 to 1578 and encodes 487 amino acids.
ACAAACCAACAUCCACACUGCUUUCUAACAGGACCACAGACUCAGAGUCCUCCUUCAGUCCAGAAGGGCUCUUUCAGAUGUGCUACACUGGCUCUAAGAGUGCUGUGCCUCCUGAUGUUAGCUGGGAUCAUCAUCCUGUCCAUAUGCUUUGGUUGGAGUAACAGUCAGUUACAGAGCAGUUAUGAUAAACUGAGUAAAAACCACAGUCAGCUACAGGAAGAAGUGAAGAAGCUGAAGGAGAAGAUAGAAGAGAAGUGUCCUGAUCGAUGGACGAGAUUUGGAAGCAGCUGUUACUUUAAAUCCCAUGAGAGGAAAACUUGGUCUGACAGCAGGAGAGACUGUCAGGAUAAAGGAGCUGAUCUGGUGAUGAUAAACAGCAAAGAGGAACAGGAAUUUAUCAAUGAACUGAACAUGAGAGGAGAGUCCUGGAUUGGUCUGAGAGCCAAACAGACAUCAGGAGGAUAUAAAUGGGAAUGGGUGGACGGAUCAGCUGUGAAUGAAACGUUAUGGCAGGGCAUUCAGGCCGUCACACAGUACAGGCUUGCACCUACCAGCUAUGAUGGAGAUACCACACUUGAGGAGCUGAACAAGUGCUACGCAUGGUUUGAUGAGCUGAACAACACACAAGUGAAGAAAGCCACGCUGAGAGGCUUCACUGAUCAGCUGGCCAAUGUCUUCUCAGACAUUUUCAACUCAUCACUGAGCCAGAUGAUCAUCCCAGCUUGCUUCAACACGACCACCAUCAUUCCGGUGCCGAAGAAAUUCUCAGUAUCCAGCCUGAAUGACUACCGUCAUUCGGAGGGUGUAUUGAGCGGUGUACAAGAUAUUUAUGCUGAACCAGAUCUAUCAACGAAGGUGAGAUACAGCAGAAAGGAGCAGGAGGACAGAGCAGAGUGGGAGCAGAGGGAGGUGGAUACCUACGAGAGUGCAGAUGAGAUCAGAGAUAGUUAUGAUCAUUUUCAGUCACAGGAAGGAGGACCACAGACUCAGAGUCCUCCUUCAGUCCAGAAGGGCUCUUUCAGAUGUGCUACACUGGCUCUAAGAGUGCUGUGCCUCCUGAUGUUAGCUGGGAUCAUCAUCCUGUCCAUAUGCUUUGGUUGGAGUAACAGUCAGUUACAGAGCAGUUAUGAUAAACUGAGUAAAAACCACAGUCAGCUACAGGAAGAAGUGAAGAAGCUGAAGGAGAAGAUAGAAGAGAAGUGUCCUGAUCGAUGGACGAGAUUUGGAAGCAGCUGUUACUUUAAAUCCACUGAGAGUAAAACUUGGUCUGAGAGCAGGAGAGACUGUCAGGAUAAAGGAGCUGAUCUGGUGAUGAUAAACAGCAAAGAGGAACAGGAAUUUGUCAAUGAAUUCGGAGGAUUCUUCUGGAUUGGUCUGACAGCCAAACAGACAUCAGGAGGAUCUAAAUGGGAAUGGGUGGAUGGAUCAGCGCUGACAGAAACGUUCUGGGCAAAGGGACAUGAGAUUCCCAGUUAUGGUUACUAUGGAGUCUGCUGUGACAGUGAUGGGAAAUGGACACAGUCACCUGGAUAUAAUUUUGGUGAUCGUGUUUCAAAGACCUUCAUCUGUGAGAAAUGAGUUUGGUGCUUUAAUGUGAAAUGUAAGAUUGAAAUGUUUGAAUAAUCCAACCAAAGACACCUCACUAUGAAAUGUCCUGCAUGAGCCUCAGACUCAGCUCACAGUUGUUACUUGUUCAUUCUGCAUCAUAUAUUGAUUACAUAUAUUGUCCCUCUGUGCUCUGUGCUGUACAGUAAGGUUAGAAAUCAUCCACACAAAAACUUGAAGUACUUCAUUACUCUGUAGUUCCAGCAAAUUGUUCUAAUACAAGUCAAAGUGCAGCUUGUCUUUACUUUGGUUUACUUGGUUUCUUCAUCAGUCUGUUGGGCCUAAAAUUACAGUAAAUGUCUUGAGUUUCUCUCAAACAGCUGAAAGUAGCUGCUUCUUUUUGUAGUAAAAAUGAGGAACAUUAAAAGAGAUUGAAAUGCAGAAAAAGCAUGUUUGGCAAAUUUCAAAUGUGUGAAUUAGUGAAGAAUAUUGAUUUCUGAUGCAGCAGUAAAGUAAUGGUGUUGAAAUCUGGGCCUGCACCCUCAUGUAAUACCACUUUGAACCACAAGAUGGUACAGUAAGGCAGCAUCUAGUCUGCACUGAGUUCAAACUUGUACUGUUGCUUGCACUACAGCAAACUCUCUGGUUGUAUGCUGCCCGAACAGUUUUAUGUAAUAUUGGCAUGAAAUAUUAAUACUGAAAGGAAUGGAAGCAAUGUCAGAUUUAAAAAGCCUGAACUGUUAAAUGUACCCCUA